CACGGAGCCUGUACAACAACUGCACUGACCAGCCUCCCCCUGACACAUUUGGGGAAAACGUUAAGCUUCAUGUCUCCAUAAUUUCUGUCACACAGGAGAAAGCAAUGGACCUCCACAAGAUCAUCCACAGCGCGCUGCACGAGUUCAUCCAGACUUACAUUCCCGAUGCAGAUGUCAGCACAUUGGAUGAUGUUCUUCUGUCCUACAUCACUGGAGUCCUGGAGGAUCUUGGCUCCCAGCAGAGUGUCGAGGAGAACUUUGAUGUGGAGGUCUUUGCGGAGAUGCUAGAAGCUUACAUCCCUGGCUUUGCCGAAAUUGACAGCGUCAAAGUCUGUGAGAUGAUGUUCAAUCUGGCUUCCAAACUGGCCACUGCUCGGACUUCAGCUGAUGAGGAAAACGGUGUGCCUAAGGCAAGGGCAGAAGAGAUUUCUGUGAAACUCACCACCCUGCCCAGUGAGCCUCCGCCAGGAACAGAAACACAGUGCCUUAAAACACAGACAGAGGGCGCCACCGCCAAGCCACCAGUGUCUGAGUGGGAGGCUCAGGAGCAGCACCUGCUGGAGAUGUUUCCCAAGUGCAGUCUGUCCGAGGCUCGCAGCGCUCUGUCCAUCGCCAAAGGAGACAUGGAGGAAGCUGUGCGCCUCAUAAUAGAGGGCGAUGUCCAACUCAGCCCCACUCCCCUAAAUGUAAACCACGGGAAGAGCAUCUCCUCGCUGGCAGACCAGAAGCUUAAAGAGAGCAUCCUUGAGAAGUACAUGCUAGUGGACAGCGAGGAAGAUAACAAAACACACCGGCCCGUCGCCCCCAAAGAUGCUCCAAAGAAGCUAGUUCGUUACCACAGUAACCAGGUGGUAACCACGAAGGGAGAGAGAUACCAGCUUGUGAAGAAAAACGAGACAGAGGACAUGAAGAAGACAUACGUCAACCUCAAGCCCGCACGAAAGUACCGAUUCCAUUGAUGACGAGCACAACACUGUAAGAGCAGCGAAUGACAAUAUUGUUUACACACUUUUUAAUUUAUUACGUUUGAAUUUGUUCGAUUUAUUUUUUUUUUCCCAAACAAAGGAAGACAUUUGCUGGUGUGUCAGUGGCUUACUUUGAACAACCAUUAUAUGCCUUGGUUUAAACAUUCAAUCACAGUGUUUCGGUUGCGUUAAAAGUUUACUUGAGAAGUUUUUGGAUUUUUUUGUGUGGUAUUUUGAUCAGGAUGUUGUAACUUGUGCUCUUGUUUAUGUAACAGCCUAACCUAUCUACUUUUGGCCAUCUCAGCCGGUCUGAUGUUGCACUGACAGUAUUGUUCUUUUUUUUUUUUUUGCGUUUUAAUUUUUUUUUUUAACCUAGUAGAAUAUAGAUUCAGAAUUAUGACAUUGCGAGUGGAUCUAUAUUCAUAUCUGUAAAUAAGUUCUCGUGGUGCUGUAGAGUUUCUUCUUGACAUUACAACUCUCAAACGCUUUGUUUUGUUUUUAAUGCACAUACACCGAUUAGCCAAAACAUUUCAACCUCCUCCAAUCUUUAUGCUUUGCACAUUUUGUCUGCUUCCAACCCCAUCAACUUCAACAACUGUUCACUAGCUGCCUAAUAUAUCCUACUCCUUGACAGGUGCCAUUGGAACAAGAUGUUGCAAGCGUCACCUGUAAGCGGUUUUAAUGUCGUGGCUGAUCGGUUUAUUAUUUCAAUGACGGCAAUUUCAUUAUAAGUAAAACUUUUUAUAUCACACAGGAUUACAGUGCUGUAAAAGGUUUGUUGAAACCUUGUGUUUUGGGACAAUUUGUUGAGCUACAAAAUUGAACUUCAGCAGGAGUAAUAUGCAAAGUUUUACACAAUAUGUUUACUAAACUGAAACCAACCUUGGCUCAAAGGUGAGAUUUGACAGUCUGUCAUUAUGACCUGUGAGUCCUGAGCAGUCUGAGAUUAAACACUUUAACUAAGCCCUGGAAGAAUAAGAGGUACACUUAACUUUUACACAUCCUACAUAAAUAAAUGUGUUUUUAAUUAUCUGUAAUAGAAAGCACAAUCAGGAUCCAUGGUAGUUCAUUUUUAUAGCACAACAAAUUAAUGUUUCCACAAACUUUUACAGCACUGUAAUUUUAGACAUAAUGACGUGGAGGACUAUGGUUGCCCCCCUUAAAAAAUAAAAAUGUUGAGUGAAAUAUGCUGCUGGAGGACUUCAUGUUAAAGUUCAUUCCAACAGUAGUAUCUUUAUUUUUGAUAUAGAUGUUUAGAUUUGCAAAGUCUCCAAUUAUGUAUUUGUGAAAGCAGAAGGUUGUGUUUUUUCAGGGUCUGUUUACAUAUUACCGAAGUGGUUCUGUAUCACGGCUCCUCUCAUCUCAUUUGUGUUCUUGUGAACUUUGCUUCGCUCGUAAUUGUUGGUUGUGGAACUUUUCGAUUAUGAUUGGAUUCUUAUUUCUUAUUAAUUGUAUAUUAGGAUAAAUGGGUUGGUGAGGUUUUUUUUGGGUUUUUUUCCCCUUUACUAAGAUAUAUCGUUGUUUGUGUUCCCCUCUGCAUCCAUUUGGAGCAACUAUAAGCAAUUGUUUUAAACUGGUAGUAUAAUCUUGUUUUUGCUGAGUGUAGUGUAACACAAUUGGGUGUCGACAAGAUGUGUUGUUACUGAUAGUUGUCAUUAUCAGCAGCAAUGUUAUCUUUAAUUAGUAUGUGAUGGUGGUACAGUAGAGCAUGGAGUGGAUUUCCUGAAGCUGUUUAGUCACAACUGAGUUUUAACCCCUUCGCUUUGAAAGACUGCUGACGCACAAUUUAUAGUAAAUAAAUACUAAUUUUUGUAGACUACAA
Stegastes partitus (bicolor damselfish) is the source of this 2787-nucleotide messenger RNA. RefSeq names its product CUE domain containing 2 (gene cuedc2). The coding region runs from base 105 to 959 and encodes 284 amino acids. Lineage: Eukaryota; Metazoa; Chordata; Actinopteri; Pomacentridae. The transcript has 9 exons. The record is from RefSeq and is a predicted model, not a curated record.